Cryphonectria parasitica EP155 is the source of this 1077-nucleotide messenger RNA. RefSeq lists its product as uncharacterized. Bases 1 to 1077 code for a protein of 358 amino acids. Lineage: Eukaryota; Fungi; Ascomycota; Sordariomycetes; Diaporthales; Cryphonectriaceae. The transcript has 3 exons. The record is from RefSeq and is a predicted model, not a curated record.
AUGGCCUCAACUCAAGAAGGAUCUCAGGGACCCAUACAUGCCUCUGGUAUCACAGCCGAUAAGGGGAUGAUGAGGCCUACCUGUUUUAUCUGCCAGCAGAGCUUUGGGCGGCGCAACGAGCUAACGAGGCAUGCACGGGUGUACAGGGCUACAUUAUCAGUCCCGUUCCAGUGUUCCGAGUGCAAGCGCCGCGGUCUAAUGCCACCUACUACGCAGAUACCAGCUCAGUGGAGCAAUCAUGUGGAAAGAGUCCACAGCAAACAGCAUACCCUCAACUUCCUCAAGCACCUCGCCGUCUCGAUUCCGAAGGCCAGCAUUUUCAACGAAAUUAUAUACGCUAUCUGCAACAGCCGAGUUCCUAUUCACAGCUUUAUGCAUCAUAUCAAUGCGAAGCACAUCGACGGCUCCCUUAACGAUCAGUGCAAAAUUGUUACUUGCUCAGCAUGCCCCACUCGUGGUAGAAAGCAUGAUCGAAGCAGCUCCACACCUGAAGUUGAAUUUGCUUCUCAACCCAUGAAACGUGCAGCUGUAGAGGCGCUUCUGGAUGUUCGACUCCAGACCCACAAGAAUGAGAUGGCUGUACUUUACAGGAAACUCGAGGAGAAUGUUUCGGAGUUGCUUAAUAGGCACAAGUGUGAAGUCGCGGAGAUGCUAGCUGCUCAGAAGACUGAGUUUGCUGAGAAGCUGGCCUCCUCGGAAGAUCGUGUCAGAAAUGAUGUGGUAGAUGGACUUGAGGAUUUGGUGGAUGAGAAAAUCUUGGCUGAGCAGGAGGAAGUAGAACUUGCAGUGCUGGACCGCCUUAGCAAAUGGCCAGAACCAAAUAGUGGUGCGGAGGAAGGAGACGUGGAUUCUAGCGGUAUGCCCUCGGCAUUGCGGAUGAUUUUGAAGAGAUGUCGAUCCACUGCGCUGGUCUCACGAUCAAGAAUUGAGUUUCCUAACCACGCAAGGACACCCAAUCAAUAUAUUGAGAACCUACGGGCCUUUGUCAAGAAGUGCCGGGAAGCAGCUGAGAAAAGCGCCUUCUGGCAUCGAGGCGCUCAGCUUGAACAGCGAACCAGCAACUUGAGCACCCAGUGA